Molecule: messenger RNA, 420 nt
Organism: Cordyceps militaris CM01
Lineage: Eukaryota; Fungi; Ascomycota; Sordariomycetes; Hypocreales; Cordycipitaceae
Exons: 4
Coding region: 1-420 (139 amino acids)
Source: RefSeq, a predicted model, not a curated record
AUGGAAAGGGGCUUUUCGCUUUUCAGGGAUGAUCGUCCGCUAGCGGGGCCGCCCACCGGCCACUGCACACCUUUUACAGCGAAUCAAACCAAACACGUUGGUCGUCGAUACGCUAAAGAUAAAGACGUCUGUAACGACUCAUCUUGCGACUGGGCCGAAAGCGAGCAUUCCAUCCCGGCUAGUGGAAGAAGGUUAGCUGCAUCGACGGAUGCAUCGCGCGAGGCUGUCGGCCAGGCUGGGAAUAGCGUCAAAAUAGCCAAACUGUGGCCGACGAAACGCUUUGCUUGGUUUGACUUGCUUUGCAAGCUUGCAAAAGCUUGUUCAAGCUGGUGGAACAUAGAGAGGGGACCGUCUAGACCGUCGGCGAUCCUGCCGUUUCAGAAUUGUGGCCAUGUUCCAGCCGCCAACCACGUCUUGUAG